Molecule: messenger RNA, 1893 nt
Organism: Cercopithifilaria johnstoni
Lineage: Eukaryota; Metazoa; Nematoda; Chromadorea; Rhabditida; Onchocercidae
Source: the annotation of a GenBank genome assembly
AUGAAUGUUGACGUGAACAGAUUACUUGCGCAGACUAAUUUUUGUCAUAUCGAUCGAUUAAUUGUGAGUAAAUUUGAUGCAGAUAUUCUAUCAAAAGUCAAUAACUUCUUCCUUUGGCUCGAGGAGCAAAAGGAAAUUGGAAAAGCGAUUAUACGGAAUGAAACAGGUCGCAUACGCUUACCAAAAACACCUAAACGGGGAUACUGUUUUUCACAGGAAGCGGAAACUUUUCGGAAGUGCAGGAAAAGGCUGCUAGAUAGUGCCACACGGAAAGGAACAUAUGCUUUUGCAAACGAUGAAAGUACUGCGACUUAUGCUGCACAAACUCCCAAAUCUUCGAGGAAUGCUACUGCGCAAGCUGUAAAACAGGAAGCAAUGUUAGCUGGCCGAAAAAUAUCAGUACAACAUGUACUCACUCCGAGGCAAUGUGUUCCAAAACACCAAACACCCAUUAAGGUGAAUAAUUGCCCUCCAAUUACAACUUGCAAUAAAACACCGAAACGAACACCUCUUAGAAAUGUAAUGACUCCUAAGAUUACCACACAAAAAAUUGAGGCUAAUCCGGGAUCCAUUGCCCGAAAAGCUACAGUUACUCCGAAGGCGACUGUUGAGAGAACUAUUGUCACUCCGAAAAUUGCUGGUAAAAAGAUUGCGGUUACUCCAAAACCGACUGCUCGACAACUAACAUUCAAGAGAUCUGAAGUAAUACGUAAAAUGGAGAAAAGAACGAAUACUGUGAUUAAAAACAAAGAAGAAUUGAUGAAAGAAAAGGCAGAGCGUGCGAGGAAAGAUCGUGAGGAACGAGCAUUGCGUGUGAAAAUGAACAAUAAGAAGAAAGAAGAAGAAGCGCUCGAGAAGCUUCGGAUAAUAAAAAUGCGCGAACAACAAAUCGAAGAAUUGAGACAGAAGCAACGCUUAUCUCAAAGAGCCGUCUCAAAAUCACCCUGCCGUACCAGAGGCUAUUAUAAUCGCAUACAGAAACCGCUCGUUCGUGCAAAAUCUUCACAAGACAUUUCUGCACCAAAGGAUGCCUCACAAAAAGAGAUGACAAAGAAUAGACAGGAAAAGCUUAAAUUCCAAGGAAAACGAAACCACGUCGAUAGCAUCAAACAGGAUGUCGAUAUCGAAAAUAAAAAACAGAAGCUAGAUUUAGUGGAGUGCAGUGAAAGAGAUAACACUGAAAGACGUUCCAUCGAGACUGACACGCAAGAAGUGUUGAACGAAAAGCUUGUCAAUGAUCAAACUCAUACUGAACGUGCUGAGAAUGACGAUGAGAGAAAUUCUAAAGGGAGCUCGCAAAGUAAUAUACACGUAGCUACUCAACCAAAAGAAACUCCUGCAGUAAACGAACAAGAAGUGCAGGGAUCUUUGCAGAAUUGUGAUGUUAAUUCUGACAUCAUAAUGCAUUCACCUACGGUUGAGAGUUCGAGGAUAAAUGAGAAAGAAAAUUUAGAUGAACCUUCGCAAGUUAUGGAAGUUGACAUUCUCACUGCCGAGACAAGCACUAUAAGUAAUCGAACUUUUGAUAAAAGCAUGAAUGUAACGAACAAUGAAACGUUAGAUGAUAUUAGUAAUAACUAUGAUGUUGAGAGCAUUUCGUCGAAUGAUGAGACGGAUGAUGAGGAAAAUCCACGAAAACCAAUUCCUUCUUGGGCGCAAGGGGAACGACUGCAAAAUGCGUUACGAAAACAAAUUAUGCAACCACCUAUCGACCCUGAUGUUUAUUUCGGACCGGUACGAACGCCUCUGCUAGACAAAAUUUUUGCAAGAAAUCGCACACAUUAUAAUAAGCGAACAUCUUCUGCCCUGUGGACAUCACCAAUGAGUAAUCCGAAGAAAGGAACGAGUAAAUUUUUCGAACUGCAGAAUGUCAAUCGCUGUAGUAAACUAUGA